Messenger RNA from Mytilinidion resinicola, 2853 nucleotides. RefSeq lists its product as uncharacterized. Gene Ontology annotation, biological process: regulation of transcription by RNA polymerase II. The transcript is spliced from 4 exons. The record is from RefSeq and is a predicted model, not a curated record. Gene Ontology annotation, molecular function: RNA polymerase II cis-regulatory region sequence-specific DNA binding; DNA-binding transcription factor activity, RNA polymerase II-specific. NCBI's taxonomy places the organism in Eukaryota, Fungi, Ascomycota, Dothideomycetes, Mytilinidiales, Mytilinidiaceae. The coding region runs from base 174 to 2390 and encodes 738 amino acids.
CGACAACCAGUCUUCAAUCCUUCGAUCAACACGAUGCGACUCAUGACAACACACAAUAUCGCCCUGCGAGUAGCGUUCCACCCAACGUAUAUGGAAACCAGCAAAUGAACCCAAAUUGGCGGCCCCUCGAGCCACUAUUACAAGUGGCACAGCAUGUUAGCCAGCAAAACGCCAUGACUGUCGAGCAGCAGAUGCAAAUGGCCGCAAUGCCUGCGGCCGAUGGGACGUCUUCACAAGGAAUCGCGAACGGUGGUCCUCAGUCUGGACAAACAUAUGAUCAGAGCCUUCUCGCGCUUCAAGUAGCUUUGGGACAAGCGCCACCGUCAGCACCAAGCGUAUCCGAAGUAGACGAGAAGAAAAAGAAGGGCUCCGCAUACACCGCCACUAAUGACAAAGAGCUCCGCGAAAUGCUGGUCCGUAAUGAUGGACGCGCCUUGAAGGAAGUUGCAGCUGAAGUCAUUGCAACGGAGAGGACUCCAAAGGCCGAAAAGUCGAAACAGUUGUUUGCGAUGCUAUGGCUGAAAUCUACAUGCCGGUCUGCAAAGAAUUCCGUUCCACGCAACCGCGUUUACUCUCACUAUGCGGAGCGGUGUGGAACGGAGCGAGUUAUCCCCUUAAACCCAGCUUCCUUCGGCAAGCUUGUCCGUGUCAUAUUCCCUGGUAUCCAAACCAGACGACUUGGAGUAAGAGGAGAGUCUAAAUAUCACUAUGUAGAUCUCGCUCUCGUCGACGACAGCCAGGACCUCGGUGAAGCAGAGCGACCACAAGAGAUGCAACGAGCUGCGAGCCAGCCCAUUCGCCAAGGCUCUACGAGUAAUCGUAUAGACUUCAAUACCAUGCCACGGCUGCCCGCAGAUACUGCCGUUUUUCCGCCCCAAGAGAACGUUUUUGACCUCCCCACUCCCGAGAUUCCCAGUGCUGCAUCAUCGAAAGGCCGGUUGUUCGCAGACACUACUGCACCUCGGUUUAAAACUACUGGUCCGACGUCUGAUAUGUACUCGUACGAUCUGAAGUUCCCCUCUCCAGACCAAACCUCUCCAGAAGAGAAUGUACACAUUGAACUGCCCGAUAUUCGCGACUACCUACCAGCCAAGACCGACCCGGAUGCUGCGCAGGCACUGACGGCGCUGUACCGAACCCACUGCACAUCACUGAUUGACUCUAUCCGUUAUUGCAAGGAGAAACAAUUCUAUCGUCUGUUCGCUUCUUUCCAUGGCACUUUGACUGUCCCGGUUCAGAAGCUAUUCGCACAUCCCGACAUCGCGCCAUGGGUCAAAGAAUGCGACUGGAUGAUGUACCAAAAGAUGAUUCGCAACGUCUCCCAACUUACAUUGCAGGUAGCGCCGCCGGCAGUGUUACAUGUCUUGGACAAGAUUUCAAAAACGCUCCACGCUCAUAUCAGCAAAGUUUUCCAAGGAUUACCAUUACAUGUUCUUGAAGCCCGGCUAGAACCCGCAACCCUUUUCGCGCAUCUGUUGCGCCGAAUGCUGCGAGUGAACUCUGCAGCACAUGCCGCUGCUGUUAUGCUCCUCGCCGACCAAAACCGCGAUGCUAUGUGGGAGGAUUGGACGAACUUUGUCAAUGUCAAGCAGAUAAUAGAAAGCCAGCUCCCUGACUGCGGAUACGAGGAAGUUUACAGUAUCUUGACAAAAGAAAUCAGGGGCCUAUUACUACCUCUAAACAAGCGUAUAUGGCUCAACGACGGAUCAUACUACCCAGAACCUAUCAACGACCCGAACGUCACGAAUGUUUCCAACGACACCGUUAUCGAUCGGCUAGCGGCCUUCCUUAGUGGUCUCCCUUCUAGAUUCCCUCAUGCGAACACGCGCACACUUCUUUACUGCAUCAAUGCUCUAAGUACUGCAGUAAUUCGGGAAAUUACAGUGGAAAACGGGACGAGCUAUGGUUCAUGGUGGAUUACAAAAGUGUUCAUCGACGAAAUGUGCCAAUGGCUUGCUUCCCUAGGAGGCUUCCUUGACCACAAGCCGCCGACGAUCCAUCGGCUGAGCUAUUCCCCAGGAGUGAUGGACGGACCCCUCGAUUCGACCAUGAUGAAUGGAGGUAGCGGGAGCAACAAUGAUAGCCGGUACAGCAGCAUUGGGGCUGAUUUCAACAACACCCAAAGCUUCGUCAGCAUGGGUGACGACACAAUCCACACGACGGCGACUCCUGCCUCCACUGAUAUGAACGCCCAAAGGUAUCAAGAACAUUACAAUCGAACCGAUUUCGGGCUAGACCUGAAUCUCGACACCUCCCAGCCCGAGCCAGACCACGACGACAGUGGCAUCGGCAUGUCCGGACUGCUGGACGACGGUAUGGACCUGAAAUACUCCAUGGCGCAAGGGCCCAACAGUUCCCACUUCACCAGCGUUUCUACCGACAUCAGGUAGCAGAGCCGCUCCACGCGCCCGGCCUUGAACAUGGAAGCCUCUCUUUCGCCCUGCGACUAACGACAACCCUGUCUUGCAACGCCCAGCAAAACGACGAGCUGUACUCUGAACGCCUCAGAUGCCUCUACAAUCACGCGACCACGAAUGCCUCCGACGAUAUGACCUCAAAAGGAAUGGGGUCCAACUAUAGAAGAAGGGGGAAAUACCCGUCGUCUUUGCGUCAGCCUUUUCUUGAUACCUUGGACUCUUGUUUUACAUCUUUCUAAUCCUGGCACGUUGGCAAAGCCGUUGAGAUCCGAUUAUGUGGUGGAAGUAUCCAUUUCUGCUUCCAUUUGGAUUUCACGGAAUAUCGCUGUGCUAUUUUCCCUUUCUCUUCUUUCUUUCUUCUCCUUCUUCGAUUUGGGUUUGCGGCUUUCUUUUCAGGAUACCGGGACUGGGUGGGCAGCGCAUCCUGUGGCGUUCU